Molecule: messenger RNA, 2666 nt
Organism: Diabrotica balteata
Lineage: Eukaryota; Metazoa; Arthropoda; Insecta; Coleoptera; Chrysomelidae
Source: the annotation of a GenBank genome assembly
AAAAAAUUGUAGUACUUUAAAUACAAUAAAUACCAUGUCGUUUGACUAUUACGUUAAUAAAUGGAUAAUUACAAAGAAAAAUCUAGAAAAUCUAACGCUAAAAGAUGAGGUUUGGAGGCGAAGAGAGAAACCUGUCAAUGAUCGAAUAAUGGCCAAUCUACUCUUUGGAGAUUUCUAUGCCAGAUACUGUAUGUUAUACCAAGAUUUGGAUAAUUGCAUAGACCAAAUGGUUCAACCACAAAAACGUAUAACGGUGAAAAAGAUUGUCGACGCAGCAGCUGUUAGACUUAUGGAAUUUAAUGCCAUUUUGCGUGAACUGGAUCUUUCAGAGUACCAUUACAUAGAUGGGACUUUGGUAGAACUAAAACUUGUUCCUUAUGAUGUAGAAAUACUGCAUCCAGCGUUAUUCCAUCACAGACCUAUAGAUGUAGAAGAUAUGUGGAAGAAGAUACAAAAAGGGGAAAAAAUUUUUGCACCUGCGCCAUUGGAAACUUCAGAAAAGGAACAAGAAGGCGAUAUUUUUGUGACAAAAUCAAUAUUAAAGGGUUUGCAGCAAUCAGAAGAAGCGAACGAUGAGCAGGAAACUGACGCAUCCAAAAAGAAAAAACGGGAGAGAAAGAAAGUAAUUGUUGAAGAACAACCAACAUUAUCUAGUGAAGAAAAUAAUGAAAUUAAAAGAAUACAGUUAAGGACAGAAAAUAUUCUGUUAAUACAAACUGCUGAAAGAGCUAGACAAGGAAGGAUGUAUUUUCUUGUUAAAAGCAUGUUUUAUAAUCAAACGCAACAAUUGAAGGAUAAACAGGCCAAAAAUCAGGUAAAACAAGAAGAUUUACAAGAGCUUGUAAAAAAUCAAGCAAAUGCAGAAGUUGAAGCAAGUAUUAAAGUUCAAAGUGCUUGGAGAGGGUUUGCUUCAAGGAAAAGGGACAAAUACACUGAAUCCCAAAGAAGAUUUCUAAUAGGAAUGUAUGAACCAGUCUGGAGAAAUUUAGAAUAUAAAGAAACCUUUGAAUCUAAUCUAGAAAAAAGAAGGGAAUAUCGAGACCAAAGAAUAAGAGAGUACAUCCAAGCUAUAGAUAGUGAACAAGCUAGAAUUCUCAGGGUGGUAGCACCUGGACUCAUGGAGGACAUAGGAGACGAAAUAAGAGAAUGGUUUAGAGUUUGGUAUAAAGAAGUAAAACAGUUCGACAACAUUCCUCCAGAAGAUAAAGGCGGAACUAUCUUAGUAGUGCGUGGGGAAACGAUGACGCCAAAAGAAUUUUUAGAUGAAGUUGAGAGAAAACGUAGAGAAAAAGUUAAAGCAGGAGGCGAAAAGGCAAAAAAAGAAAAGGAGCGAAAAGAAAGGGAGAAGCUGAAAAAAGCUGAAAAAGAUAAAAAGAAAAAGGAGUUGGAACAAAAAAAGAAGAUAGCUGCAGCUAAAGCGGCGAAAAAAAAGAAAAGAAAACCAGGGGAAUAUGAGUAUGAUUUUGAGGAACCUGUUGCAGAUCCUCUUUAUCGAGAGGGAAUGGAAGAACACCUAAAUAUUUGGGAUUUACGAAACGACUACGACAAUCCUUUAGAGAAACAUUACACAGAUAUUAUAACAGAAAAGCAGUACUUGGAAAAUCAGUUGGAAUGUCGAAAAAUCGUUGAUAACAUGAUGAGAGUGGAACUAGACAUACUUAACGAUGCUUUAGAUGAGGAUCGUGUCCGUUAUGGACUCAAACGAAUAAAAAGAAAGAAACAAAAAAAAGGUAAAAAGAAAAAAGGCAAAAAAGGUAAAAAGGGCAAGAAAGAUCUUACGGGAAAUAUACCAGUAGAACAGCUUUUCCAAGAACUUGUUGAUAACCAAAUAAUAAGAACCUAUCCCAAAGUAAGUUUAGAGGAUUUUCAUGGAGAUUUUAAUUAUAACAACUGGGACUUAAGAAACCUGGACUUUGAUCCUCCGGCUGGUUUACUGGACGUCCGACAAGCAGUUGUUAUGAAUUGUAUACUUCCUCUAGGAGUUGAAGCGAUGAAAAGACCUAGAUCGGUUCUUAUACUCGGUCCUGAAAAAAGCGGAAAACAUCUUCUUGCAAACGCCAUUUUUAAUGCUACCAGGUGUGUUUUAUUCGAUCUUUCUCCAGAAACGCUAUCGGGAAGAUACGAAGGUCCUACUGGUAUGCGAAUGUUACUACACUUAAUCGAUAAAAUGUCCAAACUUCUUGCUCCUUCUAUUAUAUAUUUUAGGGAAGCCGAGAAACCAUUCUAUAAAAAAGUUCCCAAAAAGGACAAGGAACUAAAUCCUAAGAGAAUUGGAUCUAAAAUUAAUUCAAUCAUAAAAGGUAUUAAGCCAGCCGAUAGAGUGUUAGUCCUCGGUGUGACUAACCAACCGUGGGCGGCUCAAGCCAAAUUAAGGAAAGUAACGAAAGACUAUCCCCUUCCUGUACUCAGAGAAGUACUAGAACACAUAUUGGUACCUAGGAGAAUCAUCCAGCUCCAUUUUAAGCCUCUCAAAUCCGAAGAAAUUUACGAAUAUUUUAUUCAACAUGAUAUCACACCGGUAACUGACAAAAUGUGGAGAAAAUAUCAGAAAUGGUACAACAAGACCAACUUGGGAAAGCAACAAACCAGGUUUAAUAAAUGGGCUAAGGAUAAAAGAGAUGCUUUAGAAAAAAAGAGGAAAUGAUUAUUUUAUAAUUUACAAAAGC